AUGGGUUACAAAAACGGCAAUUGCAUCAACAAGAAGUCGAACCAUGCCUUUCAACAGACCAGGACCGCCGGCAACGGACAGGCUCCCAAGCCCAACUGCUGUCGCGACUCAGAGGACGAAUACGACUCGAACGGACAUUACAAGGGCAGCCACCAUAGCCAGCUGCUUCUGACGGCCAAGACUUUACGUGACGGAACUGCCUGGAAAGGCAUAAGUCCCGGCCUUCCGUCGACCACAGCAUCUCCAGCCGCUGAGAAUAGCCGCAAGAGGCACAAGAGCAAUCAUGACUCCAUCGUGCCAAAGAUCACCGUCACCUCUCCGGACGGCCUCGUCUCCUACGGCAGCUGGGAUACACCUGUCCCCAUGGUCAGACUGAAGACGUCGCGGGCCAACGCACGACUCCUCCACGUGGGAUGGAGACCGGCCAGGGUUCCGGAAGAGCCCGGUUUACAAUCGUCGUCGCUACAGCACGAGCAGGGACAGUACACGCUGGCUACAAUCGAUGAUGGUAUCGCCAGGCUGGUGAUGAAGAAAAAUGUUGAUGUCGAGAACAAGAACGGUCAUGACAAGCUGUUAGACUAUGAAGAAUAUGAUUGGGACGAUUAG
This is a messenger RNA of Pyricularia grisea, 606 nucleotides long. RefSeq lists its product as uncharacterized. The transcript has a single exon. Lineage: Eukaryota; Fungi; Ascomycota; Sordariomycetes; Magnaporthales; Pyriculariaceae. The record is from RefSeq and is a predicted model, not a curated record. Bases 1 to 606 code for a protein of 201 amino acids.